GUGUAGCGCAUGCGUGAUGCUGUGACCUUCUGCCGGCGGUUUGGGCCUGGGGCGCCGCUGCGUCCUGCUGCUCGUCCCCGUUGUAUGCGCGAGGCAGGUCGGGCAGUGGGGGAAAUGGCCACGAUAGAGCUGCCGUCGCUGCAGGAGCUCAAUGUGCAAGAAGUGAACGUGUCGUCGGCGGUGCUGAAGGCGGCUGCUCACCAUUACGGCUCGGAGUGCGACAAGCCCAAUAAGGAGUUCAUGCUGUGCCGCUGGGAGGAGAAGGACCCGCGGAAAUGUCUGCAGGAAGGUCGGAAGGUCAACGAGUGCGCGCUGGAUUUCUUCAGGAAGAUAAAAACUCACUGCAGUGAGCCCUUCACAGAGUACUGGACAUGCCUUGAUUAUAGCAAUCUGCAGGAGUUCCGUCGAUGCCGCAAACAACAAGAUGCUUUUGAUAACUGUGUGCUAGACAAACUAGGUUGGGUUCGACCAGACCUAGGAGAACUCUCAAAGGUUACCAAGGUGCAGACAGACCGACCAAUCCCUGAGAAUGUCUAUCAUUCCAGGCCACGGCCAGAGCCUAACCCAGUCGUUGAGGGAGAGUUACAACCUGCUAAACAUGGCAGCAGGCUUUUCUUCUGGAACUGGUGAAGGAUAAAGUAAUGCUACACAUUCAGAGAGACUGAUUGACUGAAUUCAAAUAAUUUGUGUGUGAUUGUACUAACCCAAGUAGGUGUUUAAAGAUACCUGGGGCCAGUUGUACCACAGACAUCCCUAUCAUUGGUGUAUACAAAUAACGUUGAGAGAAAUAAAAAUAUAACUUAACAAUG
Molecule: messenger RNA, 809 nt
Organism: Hemiscyllium ocellatum (epaulette shark)
Lineage: Eukaryota; Metazoa; Chordata; Chondrichthyes; Orectolobiformes; Hemiscylliidae
Gene: ndufa8
Product: NADH:ubiquinone oxidoreductase subunit A8
Exons: 3
Coding region: 10-630 (206 amino acids)
Biological process (GO): mitochondrial electron transport, NADH to ubiquinone
Source: RefSeq, a predicted model, not a curated record